UUCUAACUUUCUCCCGGCUCGGCCAGUCUCUCUCUCUCCGUUCUCUCUCCCGGGCUGAGGUCCCGGCGCCCGCCCACCGCCUCCAGCUUUGCCCACGCCCCCAGCCCGCCCGGCAACCAGCGCAGCGCCGGGCCCGCUCCCCCGUGCGUCCUGCGGGGGAGGAGGCGGCAAGCGCAGCCGGGGAGGGGGGCAGAGGCACCGAGACACAGCCACAGAAAGAGGAGACGUGGAGGCAGGGACGGAGCCCGGCCAGCGGCGGUCACUACACGGAGCACUGGGCACCAGGUAUUGGGCACCGAGCUCCUGGAACAGAGCAGGGAGUACUGGAAACCGCGAAGGGUACCCCGGAGGGUCUCCUACCGUCCAUGCACAGGGCGCCCUCCCCUACAACUGAGCAGCCGCCGGGCGGAGGGGACAGCGCCCGCCGGACCCCGCAGCCCCGAGCCAAGCCCAGUGCUCUAACCAUGGCACUACCCCGGACACUGGGGGAGCUGCAGCUGUAUCGGGUCCUGCAGCGUGCCAACCUCUUAUCCUACUAUGAGACCUUCAUCCAGCAGGGGGGGGACGACGUUCAGCAGCUGUGUGAGGCAGGAGAAGAAGAAUUCCUGGAGAUCAUGGCACUGGUGGGCAUGGCCACCAAACCUCUCCAUGUCCGACGUUUGCAGAAGGCGUUAAGGGAAUGGGCCACCAAUCCAGGGCUCUUCAGUCAGCCUGUGCCUGCUGUGCCUGUUUCCAGCAUCCCUCUCUUUAAGAUCUCUGAGACAGCAGGUGGUCGAAAAGGAAGCAUGAGCAAUGGACACGGAAGCCCAGGAGACAAGGCGGGCAGUGCCCGAAGCUUCAGCCCUAAGAGUCCAUUGGAACUGGGAGAGAAACUCUCUCCCUUGCCUGGGGGCCAGGGAGGUGGAGAUCCUCGAGUCUGGGCAGGCGGGAGCACUCCUGAGUCGGACGUUGGUGCUGGUGGAGAGGAAGAGGCCAGCUCGCCUCCUUUCUCCCCACCUGCUGGGGGUGGGGUCUCAGAAGGGCCUGGGUUAGGUGGGGUGGGAGGUGGUUCAGAUCGAUUAGAACCAGAAAUGGUUAGAAUGGUGAUCGAGAGUGUGGAGCGUCUCAUCCGGAGCUUCCCCCGGGGAGACGCUGGGGAGGUGACAUCCCUCCUCAAGCUGAAUAAGAAGCUAGCUCGAAGUGUAGGGCACAUCUUUGAAAUGGAUGACAAUGACAGUCACAAAGAGGAAGAAAUCAGAAAGUACAGCAUUAUUUAUGGACGCUUUGAUUCCAAGCGCAGGGAAGGCAAACAGCUCAGCUUGCAUGAGUUGACCAUCAAUGAGGCAGCUGCCCAGUUCUGCAUGAGGGACAACACACUCCUACUCCGGAGAGUAGAACUCUUUUCCCUGUCUCGUCAAGUGGCCCGGGAGAGCACCUACCUCUCCUCUCUCAAGGGUUCCAGGUUGCACCCAGAAGAGAUGGGGGGGCCACCAUUGAAGAAACUGAAGCAGGAGGUUGGGGAGCAGAGUCACUCUGAAAUUCUCCAGCCACCCCCAGGGCCUGAGUCCUAUGGCCCACUGUACCGCCCCAGCUUGGAGGAGGACAGUGCCAGCCUGUCUGGGGAAAGUCUAGAUGGACACUUACAGGCUGUGGGGUGCCCAAGGCUGACGCCUCCCCCUGCUGACCUGCCCCUGGCACUGCCCGCCCAUGGGUUGUGGAGCCGCCACAUCCUGCAGCAGACACUGAUGGACGAGGGGCUGCGGCUUGCCCGCCUUGUCUCCCAUGACCGUGUGGGCAGGCUCAGCCCUUGUCUGCCUGCGAAGCCACCCCUCGCAGAGUUUGAAGAGGGGUUGUUGGAACGGUGUCCUGCCCCUGGGACCCAUCCAGCCCUGGUCGAGGGCAGAAGGGCCAGUGUGAAGGUGGAGGCUGAGGCCAGCCGGCAGUGAGGGAUGUCUAAUGUGGACUGGAACCCCGGACCUCUGCCUACCACAGGCCCUGGACUCUCAGAUCCCUCUGAUCUUCCACAGACCCUCCCAUCUGCCUCCCCUGCUCCAUGGGCUUUGGACAAAUGGGGCAUCAAGCAAUAAGGCGGCCUGAAUGAGGGCAGAAUCUGGUGCCCCUUGGCUUGGAGGGAAGGGGAUUCUGUGUGAACUCUGCCUUUCGAACACCUCUCCUGGAAAUUCUGGGGUUCCUCCUCCCUCAAUCUCUCAUACACAUUCUAAUUUUGAACCCCUGUAUCAACAAGUACACAGUUUGGAUAUUAGGGGAAACGUUGGAGCCAUUCUGGGAGGGUCCAGAAGCUGAGAAUGAAAACUGUUUUCUCAGUGCAAGUGGGGGAGCCCUGAGAACCCCAGCUUUCCCUCCAACUUACCUCCCUCCUCCCCAUGUUUGUGCUUCUAGUUUGUUUCUUUAAUUUAACAAACGCUGCAGUUUACUUCCACCCCCUCAAAAAAAAAUCUUCAGUCAUCCCUCCUCCCCCUCGCUCAACUGGGGGUGGAGUGGGCUCCCCUGUUAAAAAAAAAAACAAAAAACCCAGACCUUCCCUAGCUCCCUCUGGAGGGCCUGGGUUGGAUUCAGGAUGUCCCCCACCCUGGGACUGAACUACAGCGUCUGAGCAGUUAGAACACCUGUCCUUUCACACCGUGUACAGUAGAUUAUUUAUUUUGUUAUUUUGGAAUAAAAUUUAUUUUAUGGCUUAGGA
Messenger RNA from Phascolarctos cinereus (koala), 2680 nucleotides. RefSeq names its product NGFI-A binding protein 2 (gene NAB2). NCBI's taxonomy places the organism in Eukaryota, Metazoa, Chordata, Mammalia, Diprotodontia, Phascolarctidae. The record is from RefSeq and is a predicted model, not a curated record. Gene Ontology annotation, biological process: negative regulation of DNA-templated transcription. Gene Ontology annotation, cellular component: nucleus. Gene Ontology annotation, molecular function: transcription coregulator activity; transcription factor binding.